GGCGCCACCGUUUGCAAUGUUUGCACGCCCUGUUAGUUCACAAUAUAUGCACAGUAACCAGGCAGAGAUGACUAAUUCCCUCUUUCCUGCAGACGCUUUGUCGAGAGUUUGCUCACGCUCUCGCUUGUUCAGUGAAGACGAGACAUGGAGAGAAAAAGGAAAAUUAUUUCAACUUUAACCUUUUCUAUAGGUUUGGUUUACCCCUCUCGAACACUAAUGAAAUAAUGUCAAGGCUAGGGUGAGGCAGCCUCAUCAGGUAGUAGGGUUUCAGCUUGCAGGUAUAUUCAAUAGUGCGACGUAUGCAGCAGACCGUGCGAGGAAUGCACUGCGUUGAGCACUUGAAGGGAUGGCGUACAUGUACGUUGCAUACAUAGCGGUACUGACUUUGAUGCAGACAUCUGCUACUAGCGCACAGGACUGCAGUGUAGAUGUGUCCUUCUGGAACGACACCGCCUGUGAGAGGGGGAUAGAGGUGGCUCUGUAUUCCAGAUCUUUACCCUAUUGCAGGGCCCAGUCGAGCUUCCCCGCCAAUUUGACCCUCUACCAGGACGACGUUGAGCUCAGCGAACGAGUCGUGAUUGAACGCGAUGAGGUUAGUCCGGGGAACUUCCGGACGGGACUUUAUCACCGGACCGACUUCACAGCCAAAGGCCAUACUGUGUUUGAGUGUUGCGGAUCGUUAAUCGAGGGUCCAACAGACUGCCUUGGAAACACGUCAUGCGUUACCUGCCGUUUUGAGGUCACGUAUUGGGACCUCUCUGUGAGUGCGUCCCCAGCGGGCCCUGUCCCGGAGGGCGGAGAUGUCACACUCAUCUGCAUCAUCGACAGCUACCCAUCCUCUGGCGGAUGGGUUCAGUGGCAGUACAGUGUCGAUCAGAAGUCCUCGACGGCACUCAGCGAACCGAUAUAUACCGUCGCCAACCACUCCUGGCCCCUCUUACGGGUGUCCCCAAGCCUGGGUGGCUGGUACCGAUGCGCCGGGAACAUCAAUAAGACCCCAGGUUUUUGGCUCCUCGACGCAUUUUCUGGUUGGAUUGCUGUUCAGGUUCACUCUAGUCCCAUUGUGGUCAACGAGAAUAGGACAUGGGUUGGCGCGAACGACGGCUAUACGACCACCUUGGAGUGUAUCAUCCGAGGCAAUCCCCUACCCACGGUCACCUGGUACGGUCCGAACGGCAUCACCCUGACCAACAACACAGUUCCUAACCGGGUGUCAGUGAGAGGCACCAUUAGCGGAGAUGCAGUUUUGGGAUUUCUCGUUAAAAGUCAAGUGACCAUUAACCCAGUGGAGACCAACAACGAUUAUGGAUUGUACAGAUGCAGAGCCUCAAACAGCAUCGGUACAUUCAACGAACUUGAAGUAGAGCUAAAAGAAACGGGAAAACCUGAACCGCCGUAUGACUUUAGAGCAUCCGUGGUUCAGGCUGUUGCCAUCACAGUCACCUGGCAUCCCGGCUACAAUGGAGGCGAGGAGCUGCAGUCCUAUUACGUCAACUAUCGCGAGAUUUCGGGAGAGUUUGACGUAUCGGGCUGGAACCGCCGCGAUCCACAUAGUCGCUCUGCAGAAUACGGGAACCUAACGCCCGACACACGCUACCAACUGGCCGUGUACGCUACCAACAAGCACGGCGACAGUCCGUAUGCAACGCACGAAGUUUGGACGAGGCCUGAUACACCAACGGCACUUGGUAUAACAGUUCUGUACAGCCCAGGAAAAGAAACAAUUGUCAUAACCGGCUUGCCACAGGACAGCGACAGUGGUACCUGCCUGAGGCUCGAGGGGUACGACUACCGCGAACACAUCCACGUGAGUCUUGGGCUAGACCUGGACUGCAUCCAACGCGAUGGCGAAUUAAGAUACUCCACAGAGUUUAUCACCGAGAUACAGUCUCGAUACUGCCGGGACGGACUCUGCGGCAGCCGGUCGGAAGCAAGGAACAUUGACAAAUACCCACUCACGUCUCCUCGACCUUCGAGCACGGGACCAGCCGAGAGCGGGAAUGAUGGUAACAAUGUGGCCAUAGCCGUGGGUGUUUGUGGAGGUAUUGCAUUCCUGGUAGCAAUUCUUGUGGUCUGUUACCUCUACAAGCGUCACAAAAGCCAACCUUCCAGUGGUAAUAAAUACGAAAGCAGCACGAAGAAGCCCGAAACCAGUGUUUAGAGAAGCGAAGCCUGUCAACAUGGAUUCAUUGGCAAAGCUCAGCACCCGAUAAGUUCACACAUCACAAAACGACAAUCGGAUCUUCCACGCAAACCUCGAAUGCACACGACAGAAUCGUUUUGACCUUUCUGCACGAUUUGGAGACUGUUGGCUCGUCGAAUCACUGCUCCUCACCCAAAUAUGACUAUGCCAAGACAAGAACCAUGAAAGCCCGCGUGACCAGACGAACGGCCCGGGAUAAAUUGGACCGGACAAUUUUGAAAUAGUGGUGAUAUGUAUGGUACUUGGCGUUGUUCAAAACCACUAAGAGGAAUCAUCAAAGUGAUAAUUUAUUCAUUUGCAAACCACAAAUUUCUAGAGCACCUGUAGAGAAAACAUGUUUUCUCCGAAUUUAUUGUUUGGCAUGCACAAGGGUUUAUUCACUACAAACAGAGGCUAAGGGUUGCCCUCAUUUUCUCUGUUUUCUCCGAAUGACGCAAUCUACAUUCAGAAUUCGAAUCUAAUUAAUUGGCAUGGACAGAAAAAAGCCCUUUUUAUAGGUUGUUAUAGUUGAGUUCUUAAGACGAAUGAAACUGCGUUCGAUUAGGAUGCUUCCGUAUUUAUUUGAACAGAUAAACUUAGAGAAGACAUGUUUCCUAAGUGGUGCUCUUUAAGUUCAAAUGCAGUGUGCAGUGAAGAUAUUAAACGUGGUCGAGGCAAUGGCGUACAAAGGCGUUUCAGGCAGCUGCCAAGCGACCCGCAUCCACCCACAUCUGUAGAGAGAAGACAAUAUCUGUUUCUUCUUAUGUGGGUUUUUUUAAGAAGCAGUUACACUUUUAGAAACUCGUGUUUGGAGAAAGAUGCCUUGUUGUGACACUCCAGAACACAACCUAGCUCGGUGUCAUAUAAGAUUGUUUAUUGCUGUCAUCGUGUUUAAUGGUACGAGCUUUUAAUUAAUUGCAUGUAGUGAAUAGUGAUGGGCAUUAUGUUCGGCAGACACUUAUCUUCAUGUAGUCCAAAACAAGAUCAGCAUGAUGUCUGUCUAUAGUUUGGAAAAGGUUGUUUUGAGGCUCUUCGUAUAGAUUGAGCGCGAUGUACGUAGUUGUGGUCGUUGCAUGUUGGAAUGACAUCCUUUGGCUUUUAGUAAUGGUCAGUCGUAUUGUCACUUUGCAUUAAUUUUUUUAAAAUAAAUUUACACGUUACUGCAAUUACGCAUUAAAUGUGAAAGUGGUUAUCCAACUGUACAUCAUAUCUUAAGUUUCAGAUGUCAGUCCCAUUACGGUUAAUUGGGGUCUAAAUCAUGUAUCUCUCGUGCAUCAGCGCCCAUAAAGAAUGGCCCUGGCCGAAGAUGAUAAUUCCCUACGUUACGGACACGGAACUUGUAUAGUGAAAUGAGCCUGGAUUGGACUGCUUGUACAGGGAAUUGGUAACUGGUUUGAUAUGCAUAUGGUAUAUUUUCGAUCAAUAUUUUCAAGUGAGCUGUUAUUUUUAAACUUCUCUUUAAUUUGCUAGCGACUACAUCCUACCGCUAUUUAGAGUCUUUUGGUCGCAGAAUAAGAAAGCCGUUAACAUGCUUUGAUGAACGCUAUUGAGGGCAGCUGUGUUUGAUAAUUCUUAUAAGGUGCUGUUAUUCUAUAGAUGUGGAGAUGUAGAACUCUGUAUAAUUUACCACUCUGUGUUGAUAUUUGGACGGUUUUCUAGGAGUGAUAUUCCCGAUUCAAGUGUCUCAUAACGUAUUGAGAUGUAAGAUAUGUGUGGAUGCAUUGCAAGGUAAUGCCAAUAGUCUAUAACUGUGUAACUUGAUGUUUGGACUCUAUGGAAGACAGACUCACUGACUGUAACUCAUGCGUAUAACAUUUUGCAUAUUUAAUACGAAAAUGUUAUCCAAUUCCACUGAUUCGAAUUUCACGAAGACUUGAGUUAAAAUCCAGUUAACAUUUCGCUGUAUAAAGGUCGUUCGUCCACCCAGUUGACUGUAUUGCUACGAUGAAUGGUGCACGUCCGUUUUCCAACUUGGGAUUUCCCAAAGAGCAAGUGAUAUAUGAGAAGGAUGUGAGAGAUAGUCAGGAAAGUAUACUUCUUGGCAAGUCGGACAGCAAUAAGCAUGAUGUAUUCCGGUAUUCAAACUUGAAAGUAAAAGUGGAAUAUCUGUGCGUGUUUUAAUUGCUUCAUUCUCAGUGUUUUUCUCGAGUAACGCAAGCCAUACAAGAAUAGUCUUACUGGGGCUAUUCGGCGCAGAGUUGUAACAAAUGUUAACAUAUUAGUACGUUUAAGCCCUAAGAAAAAUUUCCUCUAGAUUUCCUCGAGAAAAUAAAGAAGAAGAAAAUAUUA
Molecule: messenger RNA, 4471 nt
Organism: Acanthaster planci (crown-of-thorns starfish)
Lineage: Eukaryota; Metazoa; Echinodermata; Asteroidea; Valvatida; Acanthasteridae
Biological process (GO): cell-cell adhesion
Molecular function (GO): protein binding
Source: RefSeq, a predicted model, not a curated record